GGGGAGGCGGCGGCGGCGGCGGUGGAGGCCGGGAGCCGGGGCAGGGGGCUCGCCCCGCGGCGCGCAGCAUGGUGCGGGAAACAAGGCACCUGUGGGUGGGCAACCUGCCGGAGAACGUGCGGGAGGAGAAGAUCAUCGAGCACUUCAAGCGAUAUGGACGUGUCGAAAGCGUCAAAAUACUCCCCAAGAGGGGGUCGGAAGGCGGAGUGGCAGCGUUUGUGGAUUUUGUGGACAUCAAAAGUGCGCAGAAGGCGCACAACUCUGUCAACAAAAUGGGCGAUAGAGACCUACGGACGGAUUAUAAUGAACCAGGAACCAUUCCCAGUGCUGCUCGGGGAUUGGAUGAUACAGUUUCCAUAGCAUCUCGUAGUAGAGAGGUUUCUGGGUUCAGAGGAGGUGGGGGGGGGCCCACUUAUGGCCCCCCACCAUCGCUUCAUGCACGGGAAGGACGUUAUGAGCGGAGACUUGAUGGGGCUUCAGAUAACAGGGAGCGUGCUUAUGAACAUAGUGCCUAUGGACACCAUGAACGGGGGACGGGAGGAUUUGAUCGGACAAGACAUUACGAUCAGGAUUACUAUAGAGAUCCUCGAGAGCGGACUUUACAACAUGGGCUCUAUUAUACUUCUCGGAGUCGAAGUCCAAACCGUUUUGAUGCUCACGACCCCCGUUACGAACCUAGGGCCCGGGAACAGUUUACAUUGCCCAGUGUGGUACACAGGGAUAUCUACAGGGAUGAUAUUACACGGGAGGUACGAGGCAGAAGGCCAGAACGGAAUUACCAGCACAGCAGGAGCCGCUCGCCGCAUUCGUCCCAGUCCCGGACCCAGUCCCCGCAGCGGCUGGCCAGCCAGGCCUCCAGGCCCACGCGCUCCCCCAGCGGCAGCGGCUCCAGGAGUCGAUCUUCCAGCAGCGACUCCAUCAGCAGCAGCAGCAGUACCAGCAGUGACAGCAGUGACUCCAGCAGCAGUUCGAGCGAUGAGUCUCCAGCGCGCUCCGUGCAGUCCACAGCGGUCCCCGCGCCUGCAUCCCAGCUGCUUCCAUCUCUGGAGAAAGAUGAACCCAGGAAAAGUUUUGGGAUCAAGGUCCAAAAUCUUCCAGUGCGCUCAACAGAUACAAGCCUUAAAGAUGGACUUUUCCAUGAAUUCAAGAAGUAUGGGAAGGUGACGUCGGUGCAGAUCCAUGGGGCCUCUGAGGAGCGGUAUGGACUGGUGUUCUUCCGACAGCAGGAGGACCAGGAAAAAGCACUGAAUGCCUCCAAAGGAAAGCUUUUCUUUGGCAUGCAGAUUGAAGUGACAGCCUGGAUAGGACCAGAAACAGAAAGUGAGAAUGAAUUUCGUCCUUUGGAUGAAAGGAUAGAUGAGUUUCACCCAAAAGCAACGAGAACUCUCUUCAUUGGCAACCUGGAGAAGACAACCACCUAUCACGACCUUCGCAACAUCUUCCAGCGCUUCGGUGGCAUAGUGGAUAUUGACAUUAAGAAAGUGAAUGGUGUUCCCCAGUAUGCAUUCCUGCAAUACUGUGAUAUUGCAAGUGUGUGUAAAGCAAUUAAGAAGAUGGAUGGGGAAUAUCUUGGAAACAACCGGCUCAAGCUGGGUUUUGGAAAGAGCAUGCCUACAAACUGCGUGUGGUUAGAUGGUCUUUCUACAAACGUUACGGAUCAGUAUUUAACUCGACAUUUCUGCCGAUACGGGCCUGUGGUGAAGGUGGUGUUUGACCGCUUAAAAGGCAUGGCCCUGGUUCUCUACAAUGAGAUUGAAUAUGCACAAGCAGCUGUAAAAGAGACCAAGGGGAGGAAAAUCGGUGGGAAUAAAAUUAAGGUGGAUUUUGCAAAUCGAGAAAGUCAGUUGGCAUUUUAUCAUUCCAUGGAGAAAACAGGUCAGGAUAUCAGAGACUUCUAUGAAAUGCUGGCAGAAAGAAGGGAUGAAAGAAGAGGAUCGUAUGAAUACGCCCCUGAUCGUACUUACUAUGAGACUGUUCGGACUCCCGGGACCUAUCCUGAAGAUCCUCGUCGAGAAUACCCAGCUCGAGGCAGAGAAUUUUAUGCAGAAUGGGAUCCUUACCAAGGAGACUACUAUGACCCUCGAUACUACGAUGACCCACGCGAGUACCGGGAUUACAGGGGUGAUCCAUAUGAGCAAGACAUCAGGGAGUACAGCUACAGACAGCGGGAGAGAGAGAGGGAGAGGGAACGGUUUGAAUCCGAUCGCGACAGAGAUCAUGAGAGGAGACCGAUUGAACGUAGCCAGAGUCCCACGCACUCCAGGCGUCCACAGAGUCCUGGAGCAUCUCCCUCACAAUCAGAAAGGCUGCAGAGUGAUUCAGAGAGGAGGAUCUACAGCAGGUCAUCAGAUCGCAGUGGAAGCUGCAGCUCUCUGUCUCCUCCACGAUACGACAAGCUUGACAAAGCCCGUGUAGAACGUUACACAAAAAAUGAAAAAACAGAGAAAGAGCGAGCUUUUGACCAGGAAAGAGCUGACAAAGACAAACGCUUGGUGAGGAAGGAGAAGCCAGAAAAACUAGAAAAGGAGAAAACGGAUAAGCAAAAACGAAAAGCAAAGAUCCAUUCACCCAGCUCUCAGUCUUCUGAAACUGAUCAAGAGAAUGAGAGAGAGCCCAGCCCUGAAAAAUUAAAGGGCAAUAGUAAACAAAGUAAAGACAGAGGUGACAAAGAAGGGACAGCUAAAAACCGUCUAGAGCUAAUGCCUUGUGUAGUGUUGACCCGAGUAAAAGAAAAGGAAGGGAAGGUUAUUGAUCAGCCUACUUUGGAGAAACUGAGAGCUAAGCUUGAUAAUGACACUAUGAAAACCCCACUUCUUGAACAGAAAACACAGACAUCUCAAGCUGAGCAAACAAAGUCUGAUCAGUCUAAACUGGAACCUGUCAGAACCAAGGUACAAAAAGAGAAAGCCCUUGCCAGUCACAUAGAAGUGGUUGAUAAAGAGGGAAAAAUGAAACCCAAAAAGCACUUGAAGACAGAGCAGACUUCUGAGGGGGCAAAUGCAGUAGAUUUAGACAAGCUGGAGGCUCGCAAAAGACGUUUUGCCGAUGCAAACCUGAAGCUUGACAGGCAAAAACUGGAAGCAAAAAGAGGGAGCCAAGAUGAGGAAGAUGCGCGCGUAGCUUUGAAAAAACAACUUGAUGCAACAGCUUCAUCUAGAGAAGCUACAAUGUUAAGAGAAGGAGAAUUGGAAAGAAAGCCCCUGAGGAAGGAGUUGCUUAAAAGGGAAUCUAAAAAAAUGAGACUGGAAAGACUUAUUCCUGGUACUAGUCCCAAAGAAAUUCAGGAGACUCUUAAUGUUGGUGGGAUUGGCAUGCGUCCCACCCUAGAUUUGCAGGCAAGGCUAAUUGAGGCAGCUGAUGAGCCAGUGGAAAUUCAAGAGCUCCCUUCUAAAAAAUUGAAUCCGGUAAAAUCCCAGCAUAAACAAGCACAGUUACUAGAUGAUCAUGGAACAGAGAGAGAAGACACAAAGAAGAAUUACUCUGGUCUUCCAGAAGACACACCUGACCAUAAGCUUGGCCAAGAGAAACCUCAGUCAACUGAAACAGAGGAGAAAAUUGGCAUUGACAUUGACCACACACAAAGUUAUAGGAAGCAAAUGGAGCAAAGUCGCAGGUUAAAACAGCAGCUGGAAAUGGAGAUUGCAAAAUCUGAGAAGUUUGGCAGUCCAAAGAAAGAUGUAGACGAGUAUGAAAGACGGAGCUUGGUCCACGAGGUGGGAAAACCUCCUCAAGAUGUCACCGAUGACUCUCCACCAAGUAAAAGGAAAAAGGCUGACCAGUUUGACUUUGAAAUUAGCACUAAAAGAGAAAGAAACUACAGAAGUUCCCGUCAGGUGAGUGAAGACUCCGAAAGGACAUCGUGUUCGCCUAGUAUCAGACAAUUCCCUUUCCAUGAAGAUGAUGACACACUAGAUUCUCCAAGGCUCAUACCAUUAAAGGAAACCAAAGAGUCACCUAAAAUAGAAGAAAAAGGUCUUUCCUAUUCCAAUAUGACAGUGAGGGAGGACUCCCUGAAAUUCAAUCCUUAUGAUUCCAGCAGAAGGGAGCAGAUGGCAGAAAUGGCUAAAAUAAAACUGUCUGUCCUGAGUUCUGAAGAUGACUCAAGUAGGUGGGAAACACAAGUGAAGCAAGAGCCUGGGAGAGUUGAUAUUAGCUUUCCAAGCAGCAUUGUCAAAAGAGAUGGCAUACGCAAGCGGUCCGUACGAGACCUGGAACCUGGGGAGGUGCCUUCGGAUUCGGACGAUGACAGUGAAAACAAACCCCAUUCUCCAAAAGCCUCGUCUUUGCUAGAGGGUUCCAGGUUAUCUUUUUUAUUGAGGGACAGAGAAGAGAAACUACGUGAAAGGGAGGAAAGACUGUCGAGUUCUUUAGAAAGAAACAAAUUUUAUUCUUUCGCAUUGGACAAGACAAUCACACCAGACACAAAGGCCUUGCUUGAAAGAGCUAAAUCCCUGUCUUCCUCUAGAGAAGAAAACUGGUCCUUUCUAGACUGGGAUUCAAGAUUUGCUAGUUUUAGAAAUAAUAAAGACAAAGAGAAGGUUGAUUCAGCUCCUAGGCCUAUUCCGUCUUGGUAUAUGAAAAAGAAAAAAAUCAGGACUGAUUCAGAAGGUGGAAAACUGGAUGAUAAGAAAGAAGAUCAUAAAGAAGAAGAACAAGAGAGACAGGAACUGUUCGCUUCUCGUUUUUUGCAUAGUUCAAUCUUUGAACAGGAUUCUAAGCGCCUGCAGCACUUAGAGAGGAAAGAUGAUGAUCUUGACUUCAUUUCUGGUAGAUUGUACGGGAGACAGUCUUCCUCUGAUGGGACUAACAGUGCAGCUGACUUGGUGCAAGAGCCAGUUGUUCUUUUCCACAGUAGAUUUAUUGAACUAACACGAAUGCAGCAAAAAGAAAAAGAGAAAGAUCAGAAACCAAAAGAAGUGGAAAAGCAGGAAGAUAAAGAGAAUCGGCCCAAAACACCAGAAACAGUUCCUGAUAGUAAAGAACCAGAACAUAAAACUUCCUCAGUAGCUGGUCCCUCCUCUGUUGCUGCCCUACCACAGGAACCAACACCAGUUGCUUCUGAGAAGGUGGUAGAAAAAAUAGUAGUGGAAACAACUUCUGUAAAAGAAGAAAAACCAUCCGAGCCUGUUUCUACAGCAGAGGAACAAAAACCUUUUCCUGAACUUGCUGCUCCUGUCAAAAUGGAACCACCUGAGCAAACUGAACCCCCACCAGUCAGUGAAGCUAGUAAAGAUGUUCCUACAGCCGUGGCACCAGAAGAAGAUGCAGUGGCAACAGAACAUCCUUCAUACUUGGAUACCAAACCUCCUACUCCUGGAGCUUCAUUUUCCCAAGUGGACAUCAGUGUAGAUGCAGAACCUGAGAGUGCUCAGUUGAUUCCACCUCCACCAAAGCAAGUUCAGAAGCCUGAUGAGGCUGCUGAACCGAAGGAAGAAAAUCCUCUGCCUCCUGCCAGCACUGACGCUGGUGCAAGUCAAAAGGCUGAGGCAGCUGCUGAGGUCCUGCCUCCUGUUUCUGACAAUGAUAUGGAAGUUGAACCUCCAGUUGUUGUAAAGGAUAAAAAAUCUUACAAGAGUAAACGUUCCAAGACCCCUGUACAGUCAGCAGCAGCUAGUGUCACAGAAAAGCCCGUCACAAGGAAGAGUGAAAGAAUUGACCGUGAAAAACUCAAAAGGUCGAGCUCUCCUCGAGGGGAAGUGCAGAAACUUUCUGAAUUGAAAGUGGAAGCAGAAAAAGUUUCAAGGAAUGCUGCUAAGUCCCCUAGUUCUGCUGCAGAGCCAGAAAAUGUGGAGCCAAGCUUGCCCAUAGGCCGAACGAGGCGCAGAAAUGUCCGGUCAGUCUAUGCUACCACAGGAGACAACGAGGGCCCAUCUCCAGUGAAGGACUUUGUGGAGGUCACUAGAUCCACCAGGAAGAGAGGGGAAAAGGAACCGCAGGAAAUGGUGACGACUGUUCCUACGACACCAAGAAGAGGAAGACCACCCAAAACCCGCCGUAAGCCAGAGGAGGACAUCUCUCCUAUAAAGACAGAGCCGGUACAACAAGAAGUGGAGGAGACUGAAGCUAAGGAAGCUGCAGAAGCUCCUAAGCCUGUGGAAGGUUGGAGGUCUCCUCGAUCCCAGAAGCUGACACACAGUCACUCGUCUGCUGCUACAGGCCAGCAGGGGAAAAAAGGGAAGAAUGAACCAAAAGCUGAUACUUCUGCUGAAUCUGAGGAUGCUGCUGAAAGAAGUGGUCAGGAAUCAAAUGUUAGUGACAACAGCAAUAAAGCAAAAGCAAAUGAGAAAGAGCUGGCAGCAAGUGAACAGAAACGUGAUAGGAAAGAGGUGGAUGCAGAGAAAAAUCAGCUAGAAAUCUCCACCGUUGAGAUGACAGAGAAGAAGCCAGUGCCAGAAAAGGUUACGAAAUCCAAAAGGGGAAGGUACAAAAAUACCAAAACUGUUGUAGAUAAAGCGUCAGUGUGUCUCAAAAACGUAGAAAUACGUCUCAAUGUCGAUGAAGUCAAGGGCGCCUUGCGGCCAGCUGAGGAAGAAGCAGAGCCUAUGGCGGUGUCACCAGCAAAAAUCAAAAGCCCACAGAAAGAAGACAUCUUGCCACCCCACUUCGCUAAGAAUGAGGUCGAAGAUUCAUUCCAGGAGACAGAAAAAGAGGUGAUGCGGGAGCCGAAGCAAUCCCCUGAGGCUGCCCAAUUAGCAAAACAGAUUGAGCUCGAGCAGGCUGUGGAGCAUAUUGCAAAACUCACCGAAACGCCUCCGUCAAUUACUGCCUACAAGGAGCCAACAGCAGAUGUGCAUGAGGUUCGUCAGGAGGAGGAAGGAGACAAACCGGCCCAUCAGGCCAGCGAAACAGAGCUGGCAGCAGCUAUUGGAUCCAUCAUCAAUGAUAUUUCUGGGGAGACGGAAAGCUUUCCUGCACCCCCAACCUAUCCCACUGAAUCGGAAGCAGAAAUCCCAUCUGAGCCGCUGGUGUUACCGUCACCUCGGGAGGAAAUGGAACCCGAAACUGAUCAGGCAGUGAACAACAUCCUUGAGGCAGAAGCUGCUGUCGAGGCUCCAGUGCAGCCGGUUGCUAGCUCUGCCCCACUGGCUGUAGAGACAGAGAGCAAGGACACGGAGGUCAGCUUCAGCGAGUCAUCCAACUCUGCACAGGAGACAGAGACCCUGCAGGAGGCUGAAGUUGCACGGAAGGAAAAGGGCCGUCAGAAGGCCACACGGCAGAGACGCAAAAGGAGCACGGGCAGGAAGGGCGAUGUUGCCGAAGUCAAUGCCUAUGAGCCAGAGAGGGUACAGAGCAGGUCUCCUCCUGCCAGUGAGAUAAAGGCAAAACCUGAAGAAGCCCUGAAGGAGGAAAAGCAACCUAAGGCUGCCACUCAGGUGUCUGUGGAGCCAAGCGCUGCCGAUGGCAGCAAGGCUGCAUCCACAGACAUCAUUGUGGAUGUGCCCGAAGCUGCUGCUGAGAGCAGUGCCUCUCCCAAAGCCCCUGCACCCGCUCCUCUGGACCUGCCAGCCCCGCUGGCUUCUGCCGACGAGGGGAGUCAGAGCAGCUUCAAGAUACGGUCGCCCAUUGAGAACACUCCGAUCACACCACCCAGUGUCCCGAGUGCUGCCGUCCCCACCAUUCCUUUGGCAGCCGUGGCCAAGCUGCCUGCUGCGGUGCCUGCUGCAAUCGUCCCUCUUCACUCCGGCGCUGCCAAGGUGCCCGAGUGGAUCGUAAGGCAUGAAGAGCCCCGUGCCCGGUCCACGCCACCACCUGCUCUCCCCCCUGACACAAAGGCCUCAGACAUCGAUACCAAUUCAAGCACUUUGAGAAAGAUACUCAUGGAACCUAAGUACGUCUCGGCAACGAGCAUCACCUCAACGCAUGUAACGACAACGCACGUGGAGCCAGUGAGUGCACCCCGCUUGGAAGAGGCCCCUCUCCACCCUGUCGUAGAGGCCAUCAAACCAGUUUCGGAGGAGAAGCCGGCCGUGCCCAUCACUAACGCUUUGGACCCACCAGUGGCCGAAGCACCGGUUUUCAGCGAGAAGGAAAAGAUAAGUACUGUGAUUGCCCCCAAAGCCACUUCUGUCAUAAGCAGAAUGCCCCACAGCGUUGACCUGGAGGAAGCUCCAAGGAUCACCUUGGUGAAGCAAGCCCCUCAGACCCAGACGUGUCUCGUUAAUGCCCCGUCACCUAAAUUUAAGCAGAGGUCAAGCUCAAAUGACAACAGUAGGUUUCAUCCAGGAUCGAUGUCCGUCAUUGAGGAUCGGCCUGUAGAGACUGGUUCCAGCCCCGGGCUGCGGGUGAACACGUCGGAAGGCGUUGUGCUGCUGAGUUACUCGGGACAGAAGACGGAAGGCCCGCAGCGAAUUAGCGCAAAGAUCAGUCAGAUUCCCCCAGCCAGCGCUGUUGACAUUGAAUUCCAGCAGUCUGUGUCUAAGUCUCAGAUCAAACAAGAACCUAUCACACCGUCACAGCCGACACCAAAGGGCUCUCAGGCCUCCACGGGGUAUGGGACUGUUUCCACCCAUUCUCCUUUGGUACUGGGAACGCAGCCGUACAAUAUGUCUCCCGUGAUCUCGUCUGUCAAACAGGAGCGCGUUGCGUUGGAGAAGUCCGACUCGGCCCACCUGCCUGCCCAGCCUGCAGCCUCUCAGCCUGGCAAGGUUCUCACACAGACUGUCAACACUCCUCCCGUGCUUGUUGUGAACAAAAAACUGCCCGAUCCGGCAGCUCUGAAAGUGGAGACCAAGACUCUGCAGCCCUCCAACCUGAGUCCUGGGGUCAGUCCUCAUCACCCUUCCCUUUCUGGGAAGAUGCAUUCGGAAGCAAACCACGUCAGCUCGGGUCCCAGCACCCCAACCGACCGGGCUAUUUCCCACCUGGCGGUCACCAAACAGGAGCCGCACUCGCCGCGGACCAGCGGGCACUCUCCGUCACCGUUCCCACGCACGUGUCAUCCCGGCAGCACGUCGUCCCCGGCUUUGUCGAGCAGCACCCCGGUCAUGCUGGCGCCAGGGAUCCCCGUGCCUCAGUACAUCUCCAGCAUGCACCCCGAGCAGUCCGUCAUCAUGCCCCCGCACAGCGUCACGCAGACUGUGUCCCUAGGCCACCUGUCCCAAGGGGAGGUGAGGAUGAACACCCCUCCCCUCUCUGGAAUUUCUUACGGCAUCCGCCCCGAAGCGCUCCACUCCCCCAGAGCAGCUCUGCAACCUCAGAUAGAAAUUAAACCUCAGCGAUCCAGCACGCCCCAACCAGCACCGAUACGAGACAUCGUCAUGCCCCCUCUGUCCUCUCAGCAUCCCCCCGAGGAGGAGAUGCACUACCACCACACCACAGUGUGCAGGGGGCCGGCCCCCGUGCAGCCCGACGUGCUGGUGAUGCAGCCGGAUUACCGCAUGCACCCCACCAGCAUCAGGCUGGAGCAGUACAACGUGCCGCGGGACGUGCGAAUGAUUAUGCAUCCCCACAUGGCUGCUGUGGGUGAGCACCACUCAGAAAGCAGACAGUCCCGGACGCCUGAAGGGGCCGGGAAAACACCACCUGUUAGCAAGACCCCUCAGCCUGGCAAAGAGACACCGAAAUCCUCUGAAGGCAAGAUGGCCCACUCUCCGCACAGCGAGCCCCGGCUGCUCAGCGUUCCUUCCAGCAGCCAGCUCCCUGGCUUGCCGCUGACGCAGCCGGUGGUGGUGCCGCACGGCGUGCAGAUCAUGCACCCCACGGGCAGCUCCUUCCACGACUACCGCUCGGUGUAUGGUGACAUGAGGAAUUACCACACUGCAGCACAGCUUGGCCAUCCACAGUUCCCCGGCGCGUCUCCCAUCGGGCUGCCUUCCCGGAGCAUGACCCCAUCACAGGGUCUCCCAGAGGGUGAACACUCGCACCCCAGCCAGCCCGGACGCAGCAAGACUCCCCAGAUCUCCCAGGAUCCCAAGGGCCCACCGGCAUCAGGGCCUGAACAGAGUCACCACCCCACUGUAAAUAGGCAUGCAGCACAGAUAGACCCUCACGUCCACCUUCAAAGGGCACAAGCGGACACGGGCCAGACCUCCUACCCUUCGCCUGUUGCCAUUUCCAUGAAACAGGAGCUUCCGUCACCGCACCAAGCUCAGGCAGUUCCCAAGCAAUCACUGUUCAUCCCAACAACGUCAGGCCCCGGGGCGCCGCCAGGGCUGCCCCUCAACCGCCCUGAGCCCCAGGCUGCUCUGAAACAGGAGCCGUCUCCUCACCCUGUGUCUCAGAGACCUGUGGAUAUGGUUCAGCUUCUCACGAAAUACCCGAUCGUGUGGCAGGGCCUCUUGGCUCUAAAAAACGACACGGCCGCCGUUCAGCUUCACUUUGUCUCUGGAAACAACGUGCUGGCACACCGCUCCCUGCCUGCACCCGAGGGAGGGCCGCCGCUGCGCAUCGCUCAGCGCAUGCGGCUCGAGGCCUCGCAGCUGGAGGGCGUCGCACGCAGGAUGAUGGUGGAGAGCGAUUACUGCCUGCUCCUGGCCUUACCUUGUGGACGAGACCAGGAAGAUGUUGUGAAUCAGACUGAAUCACUGAAGGCUGCGUUCAUCAGCUACCUGCAGGCUAAACAAGCUGCAGGAAUCAUCAACGUUCCCAACCCUGGCUCUAAUCAGCCUGCCUACGUUCUGCAGAUCUUCCCACCCUGUGAGUUCUCAGAAAGCCACCUGUCCCGCCUGGCCCCCGACCUCCUGGCCAGCAUCUCCAACAUCUCUCCUCACCUGAUGAUCGUCAUUGCGUCGGUAUGAGCUGUUUACUGCUUACUGACUCUUGUUUGUUUGUUUUUUUUUUUUCCAAGGCCCUGCAGCAAAAAAAAAGAAAAAAAAAAAAAACCCACAAAAAAAAAAACCCGAACAAAAAAAAUACAAAACAAAAAAAAUACAAAAAAAAAAACCACAAAAAAAAAAAACCCAUAAAAACACACACACAAAAAAAAUCACAAAAAAUUUAAAUAAAAAAUAAAUGAGAGAGAGAGAGAGAGAAAGUAAAGAAACAAGAAAAUGCUGCCAGACUACCAGCCUCCUGCCCUAACAGGCCUCGAUCAAACUGUUGCUGGGUAGUGGUUCUGCUACCUUGUAUGUUUACAUAUUGCUUUAGCUUAUGGACAACUGAUGCACUCAACAGGCGGACUGGUAUUGGGUUUCCGUGCCUCCUUUUGGGGAAAAUAAAGGACGGCUAUUUUUUUUAACAAAAAGAAAAUAAAUAAAAAAGAACCUGAACUGCCUUUGCACUAAAUUAGUGACUCGGACCUUUGCACAGUUGGAGACAUGCUGUGACGCUCUGGAUGUCUUGACACACACGAACACGCGCCGUGGACUAAACGCAGGACCUGGGAACUUCUGCUGAAUUCUGUGGGUCAAGGAUCAUUUCACACAUUAUUAUUUUUUUGUUGUUGGUUUUUUUUUUUUUUUGUUUUUUCGUUGUUGUUUCGUUUCAUUUUUUUGGGUUUUUUUGUUGUUUUUUUUUUGUUUUUUUUUCUGGAUGUGAACCUUCCUCUCCUCCACCCGCCCCUGCUGCAGCCGUCUUCUCUUCAUCUGGGAUGUACAGUUUACACUGAAAAAAAAAAAAAAAAAAAGAAAAAAAAAAAGAAAAGAAAAAAAAAAGCAAAACAAAAAGGGAGAGCUAUUUUCCUUCCUGGUGGGAUAUGCAGAACUCAGUGGGUGUGUGUAUAUAUAAAUAUAUAUAUAAUAUAUAUAAAUAUAUAUAAUACUGACUUUAAAAGAAAAAGAAAAAAAAAUCAAAUCCCCACAACAUACAUUUUUUUUUAAUCUGUGCCAAAAAUGUGUUUUCAGAGAAAAUCUUAUUUUCAUACUCAGACUUUGUAUUGUCACUCAUUUGUAAGUGCGCUUCAUUUAAACAUGCCCCCCUCCCUCGUCUCAUGAGCUGUGGAAGUGUUAUACACUUGUACAAAGACUUUUUACCCUCCUCCCCUCACCUCCCCUAACACUUAUUAAUUUAUGGAACUGUUUUUCUCAGCGCAGUUUUGUUUUGUGUGUCCAUUGGAUUACAAACUUUAUUAAAAAAUACAAAACA
Messenger RNA from Gallus gallus (chicken), 12021 nucleotides. It is a transcript of the gene SPEN, whose product is annotated as spen family transcriptional repressor. Gene Ontology annotation, molecular function: mRNA binding. Lineage: Eukaryota; Metazoa; Chordata; Aves; Galliformes; Phasianidae. Gene Ontology annotation, cellular component: nucleus. Gene Ontology annotation, biological process: regulation of transcription by RNA polymerase II. The record is from RefSeq and is a predicted model, not a curated record.